Messenger RNA from Oikopleura dioica, 1437 nucleotides. The record is from the annotation of a GenBank genome assembly. Lineage: Eukaryota; Metazoa; Chordata; Appendicularia; Copelata; Oikopleuridae.
AUGCCUAAAAAAGCGAAAUCGGAAAAGUCAAAGAAAGAACCAGUAAAGAGCAAAAACAGCUCAAACGACGUUGAUAAAGCGUUCGUCAAAAAAGCAGACUCGACGAGUGCGAAUAAAAUUCUAGCGCAGAUCACUAUCCCGCAAAUUCCAUGCGAUGCGAUUCAACCUUGGUCAGAUGCGUUUCAUACUUGCUUUAUCAUGUUUUACUUGUUUGAUGCUCUUUGUGGGCAGCAUAUUUAUUUAUAUAAACGCUACUGGUGGUGGCCCGUUGGAGUAUACAGUCAGUCCUCCGCCAUGAAUACAGACAUGAUCGACACUCGGAUAUUCAUUUUCAUUCUGCUCGCCAUUUUUCAAUAUGCACUGCCAAUUUGUCUUGACAAGUUCACAUCAGCUUGGAGCCGCCUUGAAGGUGAAAUAUUCUCAGUGAGGUCAAUCGCUAGUCGAAGUAAUAUCACCGAAUAUUUGACGAUAUUCUUCAUGGGUUCAUGUAUGCAGAUAUGGUUCAUCUCUCUACUGACGAUUAUCUGUCAUUACCUGAGUAUUGGAAAUUAUAUGGCAGUUAUUCUUCUUGCUCUACCGAUUUUUAUCAAAACUGUUAUUGGGCUUUAUCACAUGAUGUUCUUAGCUUCCAAAUGUCGAAAAAGAUAUGGCCCCAGUGUAUCUAUGUCCUAUUUCGAUCUAUAUUCUGAAGCUAGAAACUUCUUUCUUUCACAAGAAAUCAUCAAUCAUUUCGGCGAGAGCGGGGACGUCAAAAAGACCAGAUUAGAGGUCCACAGCUUUCUCGAUGACUUUGGAGUCCGUCUUAUGAAAGCACUCGAAGGUGCUUACUACAUCUGCUACAUCUCUUAUCUCUUUUGCCCGUCGAAUCUCGCUGCGGAUGCUGCCUGGCCUACAGUGCAUGCAGUAAUGAUAAUAAUGAACAUGCUCAUCUUCCAACUUUCUCAUACGAUCUCUCCAAUCUACCUUCACUCUGCUUACAAAAUCACCUGCCAGCUCGGCCAGUGGAAGAAAGUCGACGGACCAGCGAAUGCAUCUGAAGCAGAAGAUCCAGAAUGGAAGGAUGGCGAGCGAUAUCCAAAAGGAACUAUCGUCAGGUGGAACAAUCAGCGCUGGAAAGCCAUCGGCAAAUUCGUCAAUGCUGCUCGCCCCGGUCACAGAAGAGAAAACUCGUUUUACAAGAUUUUUGGCCCGAGUCUAUUUUUAUACAUCUUCAUGAUUUGCUUCCAAGUGACAAUUCUGUCUUUCCAGUUGGCGCUUAUGCACGAUGCUCAGUACGAUCGACUCAUCGCCAUUUGCUGCGAACAAUUCUGCGGCUACUGGAACCUCUUCCGCCUCGUCAGAAAUUAUAUCACAAUCGAAAAGUGUUACCAGCUCAGCUCACCGCUGUGUUAUGAGCCCGAGAUUAUCUUGUCAAGAAUCUCACAAGCUUCUCAAUGA